This is a messenger RNA of Colletotrichum acutatum, 1149 nucleotides long. RefSeq lists its product as uncharacterized. The record is from RefSeq and is a predicted model, not a curated record. The transcript is spliced from 6 exons. Bases 1 to 1149 code for a protein of 382 amino acids. NCBI's taxonomy places the organism in Eukaryota, Fungi, Ascomycota, Sordariomycetes, Glomerellales, Glomerellaceae.
AUGGUCGAAGUCGGACAAUCCUUGCGGUACCACCCCAACUCGGGUGGACACCAUGUAUUCAAUCUGAACCUAGCUCUGAUUAUUGUUUCGACAUUGUUGGUCUCUCUCCGUCUGCUCACACGGAAGAUGAUAGUAAGAGCUCUGGGCUGGGAUGAUUUCCUUGCAAUAGUAGCUUGGGCCUUGUGUGUCACACUCUCGGCCCUUGAAAUGGACACGACCAACUAUGGCACCGGGGCACAGAUUCAAGAUGUUCCCCGGCCGACGCUGCUUCAGUUCUUCAAGAGGCUUUCCAUCAUGGAGUUGGUCUACUUCCUCGCUUCCGGAGCAGUACGCCUGUCCAUAUUAGCGUUUCUUCCACGCCUAAGCAAGCACAAGAUGUAUACCUGGAGCAUAUAUGCUCUAAAUGCUAUUGUGAUCAUAGUCAGUCUGUCGGGAUUCUUUUUCGUCUUGACGGAAUGCUCGCAGAUACCUGAUGUUUUCAAUUAUUCCAGCACAUGGCGCCAAUGUAGAGACAAACGUGAAGAGCGAUCAAUGAUGCUGGGCCAUGCCAUUAUCUGCAUCUUUGUUGAUUGUAUGUUGGUCGUUCUUCCGCUUUGUGUCGUGACGAAUUACGUCAAAAUGGGCGUCAAGGCCAUACAAAUUUUGCUCGUUUUUUCUCUGGGAAUCUUUGCCGUCGUCACUGGAAUCGUUCGAUUUUCCAUCAUCGUCACGACAGACUUUGGCGUCAACACGACGUACAAGAUGCUUACCGUAGCUGCGUGGACCGACGCUGAGCUCCAUGUUGGUUUUUGGGUCGGUUGCUUCCCGGCGCUGCAGCCUCUACUCCGGCAUGUGACUUUGAUGCUCGGAAUGCGCAGCCAGUUGGACAGCACGGGUGCCGCAAGCAAGCGAAACACGAUGACGUCCACGGCGGCUUCCAAUAGAAAAAGCGUUUUGUACAGGUGGUCGCGGAGUAGUGGAUACGUGCGCAGUGAGAGCGCAGGAAGUCGGCCGUUGGAAAGCGGCGCUGGGCAAGUCGAGACUGUAGGUGACCAGCCUCGCGAUGUCGAGAUGGUGGAUCUUGAGAAGGGGGAAGGCGCUGGUCAAGUUGGCAAGCAGCCAGAUACAUUGACACCAGGUAAAGUGGGCGAGAGUACACAAGCAGCAUAA